UUGUUUAUUUUUCGAUUUGUUAAAAAUAAAAUAAUUGAAAAUGCCUGCAAAUACAGACGUUAAUAAUAAAGUUACAUCUGACGGGGAAUCUCCAUUAAAAGUUAUUGAAGAAAUAACUGAGGUAAAAACUGACGUUGCUGUCGACGAACUUGUGGAGAAAGCAACAAAAGUGGAAGUGACGGCGCCAAGUUAUAAUUUAGCAAAAUUCAAGCUGACACGGAUUUUACAAAAUAAUACUCUCCGAAAAACAAUAGCGUUGCUGGGUACAUUUCCUGAUGUGUCUGAGGAUGACGUAGCUGUUCUGCUACUUGAGAAACAAGCUUUCAAAGAGCGCGAUGUUCAAACUGAACUUGAUAAUAUUUCAGAACCUACUCCCCGGAUAUUCAGUGAUUCUUUACAAGUGAACACGGAAUUCAUUAAUAAUAUUUAUGGCAGUUUCCAAUGCGUCCCCAGUUCAGAAUUAAAUAAUAUUAAAACGACUGUGGUUUAUCCUGCCACUGAAAAGCAUAUUGAAAAGUAUUCAAUAACACAAAAAUAUCUAAUUAAAGAAACUCCAACUUUAUAUGAGGAACUGACUUUGCCUUUUAUAACGGGCAGUCAUUUCAGUCUCGACUGGGUAUAUAAUAUACUAGAACACCGUCAAGAAACCGAUCGCAUAGUUUAUGAAGAUUUUGAUCCGGAAAAGGGUUUCGUACUCUUACCCGAUUUAAAAUGGGAUGGCAAAACUUUGGAAACACUGUAUUUGCUUGCCAUUAUACACAAGCAUGAUAUUAAAUCUUUACGGGAUCUUAACCAUACACAUUUACCACUUUUACACAACUUACGUGAUGGGAUUGCGGUCGCUAUAGAAGAACGUUACGGUUUAUCUGCUUCACAAUUGCGAAUGUAUUUUCAUUAUCAACCAUCUUUCUAUCACCUGCAUUUACAUAUAAAUCCAGUGCGUGGUGAUGCGCCAGGUAUAUGGUGUGAAAAAUCGCAUAUGUUGGAUACGGUCAUUAGUAAUAUAGAGUUAAUGUCAGACUAUUACCAACGCGUCACAUUGCCGUUUGUUUUGUUCGAGGGAAGUAAACUGUUGGAUGAAUAUGAGGCGAAAGGAGCUGUACAAAAACGUGGGAAGGCAGUGACUGACGGUAAGCAACUAGAUGAAAAGUCACAUGAUAAAAGUCGAAAGUCUAAUUCAAUUGAAUCACCACAAGCACAAAAAGUGAAUCUAAAAAAUUCACAAGUAGAAGUAGAGGAACCGCCCAAAAAGAAGUUAAAAGAAACAAUAGAAUCGGAUCAGCCACCAAAAGUUAUAGUGGUUGCUGCAGAAUAAGAUGAGAUCUCGAGUUUACACAACAAAAAAUAAAGCGUUUGUUUACCUUCAUUUAUUUCCAACAUAAAAGAAAUCUAUUUGCCCAAGACACACAUUUUAGCUUCCGCAUAGUAAUCGUAUUUAUACUAUUAUUGCCAAUGGUGCUAAGAUAGUGUGCUAUUAAAAAACUUCACAAACAAAUUUUUAAACAACAAAAAUAAAUGGAAAGUACUCAAAAAGUCA
Molecule: messenger RNA, 1537 nt
Organism: Bactrocera tryoni
Lineage: Eukaryota; Metazoa; Arthropoda; Insecta; Diptera; Tephritidae
Gene: Dcps
Product: m7GpppX diphosphatase
Exons: 4
Coding region: 41-1315 (424 amino acids)
Biological process (GO): deadenylation-dependent decapping of nuclear-transcribed mRNA
Cellular component (GO): P-body; nucleus
Molecular function (GO): RNA 7-methylguanosine cap binding; hydrolase activity
Source: RefSeq, a predicted model, not a curated record